AUGGAAGUCAUGCAUAAAAAUUCUUCCUCAUAUCAAACAAAAUUUAUUCUUGUUGGAUUUACGUUUAAGCCAAAGAUUCAGUUUUUUAUAUUGAUCAUACUUUCUAUUGUUUACUCCCUUUCUUUAUUGGGUAAUUUGGCAAUAAUUGUGGCAAUCUGGUUGAACCAACCUCUUCACACUGCUAUGUAUUACUUUCUUUGCAGCCUGGCAUUUUUGGACAUCUUGUAUAUAUCUGCCACUGUCCCAAAACUUCUUACAAUCUUGGCAAGUAAUGACAGAAUCAUCUCUCUGCCUGGCUGCAUUUUUCAGAUUUACUUCUAUUCAUCUUUUGGCAGCACAGAAUUUUACCUUUUGGCAGUUAUGUCAUUAGAUCGUUAUGCAGCUAUUUGUCAGCCAUUGAGAUAUCACUCAAUAAUCUCCAGCAAAACUUGUCUGUGGUUAAUUACUUUAUCUUGGACUACGGGAUUUGUAACUUUCCUCUAUCCUAUAAUCUUGGUGUCUGAUUUUUCCUUUUGUGGUCCAUUUGAAAUAAACCACUUUUUCUGCGAUGGUUCUGCUGUUGCAGAGAUCAGCUGCUCUGAUAUUCAACUUUUUAACCUGUUGCUCUCCAGCUUUGCUUCAGCAGUGAUUCUGGGUUCAUUAACUAUGACCAUGGUGUCCUACUGUAACAUUCUUUUUACCAUCCUGAAUAUCUCAUCUGCUGAUGGAAGAAAGAAAGCUUUCUCAACGUGUACGUCUCACUUCACUGUGGUCUCUCUGGUUUAUGGCAGUGCCAUCUUUAUAUAUGUGCGCCCAGCUGAAAGCUCUUCCCCUAACCUUAACAAAUGGGUUGCUCUUCUCAACAGUGUCAUGACUCCUCUGCUUAAUCCAUUUAUCUACACCCUUCGUAAUAAGCAGGUUCAAAAGGUCCUCAAAGAUACUAUGUAUAGAAAAAAAAGCUGA
Bombina bombina (fire-bellied toad) is the source of this 942-nucleotide messenger RNA. Its product is annotated as olfactory receptor 6T1-like. The coding region runs from base 1 to 942 and encodes 313 amino acids. NCBI's taxonomy places the organism in Eukaryota, Metazoa, Chordata, Amphibia, Anura, Bombinatoridae. The transcript has a single exon. Gene Ontology annotation, biological process: G protein-coupled receptor signaling pathway. Gene Ontology annotation, cellular component: membrane. The record is from RefSeq and is a predicted model, not a curated record. Gene Ontology annotation, molecular function: G protein-coupled receptor activity; olfactory receptor activity.